GUGGGCGUGGUUAGUGGAACCAGGAAGUGAAUCCAGAAAGCUGCAGGUUGCUGGCUCUGCCUGAGGAUCAGACAUGGAGAACAGGGGGCUCUCUGCAGGGGCCAGUGGGUCCCACUGGGAAGAUGAGGACGAUGAUGAUGAAGAAGAGGAAGAUGUGCUUCCAGUUCCCCCACCUCAAACAGAAACCAGUUCUGGCUGGAGGAAUUUGUCAGCUUUCUGGUUACUCGGUUUGUGCAAUAACUUUGCCUACGUGGUCAUGCUCAGUGCGGCUCACGACAUUCUCAGGACGGAGACCAAUGAGACCUCCACGCUCAAUAUUUCCAGAUCUAACAACAGCCGGUAUGACUGUAAUGAAAUCUCCACCGCGGCCGUACUUCUAGCGGAUAUUUUACCCACAUUGAUUAUCAAGUUCUCGGCUCCGCUGUACAUCCACCGGAUUCCGUACAAUUACAGGGUGUCUCUGUGCAUUCUCACAGCUGCAGCAAGUUUUCUCAUUGUCUCCUAUUCCACACAAAUCUCUGUGAGCCUUCUCGGUGUCGUUUUUGCCAGUGUAUCUUCAGGAUUGGGGGAGAUAACUUUCCUCAGCCUCACUGCUUUCUUCCAAAGUGAUGUGGUCUCAUACUGGUCCUCUGGCACUGGGGGAGCUGGCAUCUUGGGUUCCCUCUCCUAUUUGGGACUAACGUUGGCUGGUCUGUCUGCUCGGAACUCUCUCCUUGUUAUGCUCGUGAUACCAGCUUUACUCCUCAUUAGUUACUUUUUCCUGAUGCGCCCCCCAUCCUCGCUUCCCCGAUGGAUUUUCCCAAAAGCUGCAGAGACAAGUGUCACGGAUCGACAGCCUCUUAUACAGGCAUCAGCCUCUACAGUGACAGAUCCUGAUUUGACAACUUCACAGAAAUGGAAGAUUAUACCAUCCCUGCUGAAAUACAUGAUCCCGCUGGCGAUUGUAUACUUUGCUGAAUAUUUUAUCAACCAGGGGCUGUAUGAACUCAUAUAUUUUCCAGACGUUUCCAUGAGUCACUCUGAGCAGUAUCGAUGGUAUCAGAUGCUGUACCAGGCAGGAGUGUUUGUGUCUCGCUCGUCCCUUCGCUGUGUGACUAUCAGAAGGAUCUGGAUUCUGUCCCUCCUCCAGUGUGCGCUGGCUAUUUUCCUGCUCUUUGGGAUUGCGUACCUCUUCCUACCCAGCUUUGGGCUGCCCGUUAUUUUCCUGAUAAUAAUAUUUGAAGGUUUGCUGGGGGGAGCUGCGUAUGUUAACUCAUUCAACAAUAUUGCGGUCAAUAGCAAGCCUGAGCACAAAGAGUUUUCUAUGGGUGUUGCCUGUGUGUCUGACACUCUGGGGAUAUCCCUGUCUGGGGCGAUCGCCAUCCCAGUCCAUAACUACUUCUGCAGUCUGCCAUGAGAAAAGGAUUCUGGGUCCAAAUUUCUAUAUUGCACGUCUACUCCAGGAGGAGAGCACAAAUCAUUGUAUGAAGGAAAUGGUCCGAGUACCUGGAAGCCAUCUAAAUUGACUUCACUUCCCAUGCCUGCACUCAGAUCAAUAACUGAUCAAUUGAUCAAUCCAGAAUAAUGAGGAUUUUCUAUGUCGUCUUUUUUUUUUAAUUUCACUAGAAAUGUUACAUUUUCUUAUCAACAUCUUGACCAACUCGGAUUAAAAGCUGCAGUGCCUGAUUGUAAUAGAUCUUCCCAAUUCACAGAUAUCUGGAUUUAUUAGGUAAUUGCUGAAAAAAGUAUUUAAAUGUAUUCUGUUUAAAACACUA
Messenger RNA from Pelobates fuscus (common spadefoot toad), 1754 nucleotides. It is a transcript of the gene CLN3, whose product is annotated as CLN3 lysosomal/endosomal transmembrane protein, battenin. Gene Ontology annotation, biological process: lysosome organization; regulation of intracellular pH. NCBI's taxonomy places the organism in Eukaryota, Metazoa, Chordata, Amphibia, Anura, Pelobatidae. The transcript is spliced from 15 exons. The record is from RefSeq and is a predicted model, not a curated record. Gene Ontology annotation, cellular component: lysosome; membrane. Bases 74 to 1396 code for a protein of 440 amino acids.